Molecule: messenger RNA, 2457 nt
Organism: Neomonachus schauinslandi (Hawaiian monk seal)
Lineage: Eukaryota; Metazoa; Chordata; Mammalia; Carnivora; Phocidae
Gene: OSBPL5
Product: oxysterol binding protein like 5
Exons: 21
Coding region: 1-2457 (818 amino acids)
Biological process (GO): phospholipid transport
Cellular component (GO): membrane; cytosol; intracellular membrane-bounded organelle
Molecular function (GO): sterol binding
Source: RefSeq, a predicted model, not a curated record
AUGGGCCCCCCAGGCCCUCGUCUGUUUGAGACGUCCCAAAAGCCUCCCAGCACCCAGGCCAUGAAGGAGGAGGCCUUUCUCCGCCGCCGCUUCUCACUGUGUCCGCCUUCCUCCACCCCCCAGAAAGUCGACCCCCGGAAACUCAGCCGGAACCUGCUCUUCGGUGGAGAGAAUGAGCUCUACCCCCUCAGCCCAGGGAAGGACAUGGAGCCCAAUGGCCCAUCGCUGCCGAGGGAUGAAGGGCCCCCGACCCCAGGCUCUGCCACAAAGGGGCCACCGGUCUUCCUAAACGGCUUCUUGAAGUCACUUUCAGAGGUUGCACGUUUGUGGUCAGACGCUGGGGGUCCUGGCUCUGAGCCAUGCUUCUCAAGCGCAGAAUACAGGCUGUACAAUGGGUCCGACAAGGAAUGUGUGUCCCCAACAGCCAAGGUCACCAAGAAGGAAGCUCUCAAGGCACAGAAAGAGAACUACCGGCAGGAGAAGAAGCGAGCCACGAAGCAGCUGUUCAGCGCCCUGACGGACCCCAGCGUGGUCAUCAUGGCUGACAGCCUCAAGAUCCGGGGGACCCUGAAGAGCUGGACCAGACUGUGGUGCGUGCUGAAGCCGGGGGUGCUGCUCAUCUACAAGACGCCCAAGGUGGGCCAGUGGGUAGGCACAGUCCUACUGCACUGCUGUGAGCUCAUCGAGCGGCCCUCCAAGAAGGACGGCUUCUGCUUCAAGCUCUUCCACCCGCUGGACCAGUCCGUCUGGGCCGUGAAGGGCCCCAAGGGCGAGAGUGUGGGCUCCAUCACGCAGCCCCUCCCCAGUAGCUACCUGAUCUUCAGGGCUGCCUCUGAGUCGGAUGGCCGCUGCUGGCUGGACGCCCUGGAGCUGGCCCUGCGAUGCUCCAGCCUCCUGCGACUCAGCACAUGCAAGCAGGGCCGUGACGGGGAGCCCGGAUCCUCGCCAGACGCGUCGCCCCCCUCGCUCUGUGGGCUGCCCCCCUCGGCCGCCAUCCACGACCAGGACCUGUGCCCGCUGAACAGGUCCUCCCUGGAGAACGAUGCUUUCUCAGACAAGUCGGAGAGAGAGAACGCCGAGGAGUCGGAUAACGAGACUCACGACCACAGCAGGAAGACCAACGAGAGCGGGAGCGCCCAGUCAGAGACCCUGGAGGGCCCCGUGCCAAGGGGGACCACGUACGUGGAGCAGGUCCACGAGGAGUUUGGGGAGCUGGGCCAGGCGUCCCAGGUAGAGACCGUGUCGGAAGAGAACAAGAGUCUCAUAUGGGUCCUGCUGAGGCAGCUGCGGCCGGGCAUGGACCUGUCCCGCGUGGUGCUGCCCACGUUCGUCCUGGAGCCCCGCUCCUUCCUCGACAAGCUCUCUGACUACUACUAUCACGCCGACCUGCUGUCCAGGGCUGCUCUGGAGGGGGACGCCUACAGCCGCAUCAAGCUGGUACUGCAGUGGUAUCUGUCUGGUUUCUACAAGAAGCCCAAGGGAAUCAAGAAGCCCUACAACCCCAUCCUGGGGGAGACCUUCCGCUGCUGCUGGUUCCAUCCCCAGACCAACAGCCACACCUUCUACAUAGCGGAGCAGGUGUCCCACCACCCUCCCGUGUCCGCCUUCCACGUCAGCAACCGGAAGGACGGCUUCUGCAUUAGCGGCAGCAUCACGGCUAAGUCCCGGUUUUACGGGAACUCGCUGUCGGCUCUGCUGGACGGCAAGGCCACGCUCACCUUCCUGAACCUGGCAGAGGACUAUACCCUCACCAUGCCCUACGCCCACUGUAAAGGGAUCCUGUAUGGCGCCAUGACCAUGGAGCUGGGCGGGAGAGUGACCAUCGAGUGUGAGAAGACCAACUUCCAAGCUGAGCUGGAAUUCAAGCUCAAGCCUUUCUUUGGGGGCAGCACCAGCAUCAACCAGAUCUCGGGGAAGAUCACGUCAGGGGAGGAGGUCGUCGCGCGUCUCAGCGGGCACUGGGACCGAGAAGUGUUCCUCAAGGAGGAGGGCCGAGGAAGCGUGGAGCUCUUCUGGAACCCGAGCAGGGAGGUCCGGGGACAGAGGCUGAAGAGGCACACGGUGCUGUUGGAAGACCAGACAGAGCUGGAGUCGGAGAGGCUCUGGCAGCACGUCACCAGGGCCAUCGGCGAGGGCGACCAGCACAAGGCCACACAGGAGAAGUCUUCAUUGGAGGAGAUGCAGCGUCAGCGGAUCCGCGAGCGCCAGCAGAACCUCGUGCCCUGGAAACCACAGCUGUUCCGGCUGGACCCUGCCACCCAGGAGUGGCGCUACCAGCAUGAGGAUCGUAGCCCCUGGGACCCCCUGAAGGACAUCGCCCAGUUUGAGCAAGACGGGGUCUUGCACACAGUGCGGCGGGAGACCAUGGCCCACCAGACCACCUUCCUGGGCAGCCCGGGGCCCAGGCACCAGGUCAGCUCCCCCAGGGUCCCUGCCCGGGGUCAACUUCAGCAGUAG